Diaporthe citri is the source of this 855-nucleotide messenger RNA. RefSeq lists its product as uncharacterized. The coding region runs from base 1 to 855 and encodes 284 amino acids. The transcript is spliced from 2 exons. The record is from RefSeq and is a predicted model, not a curated record. NCBI's taxonomy places the organism in Eukaryota, Fungi, Ascomycota, Sordariomycetes, Diaporthales, Diaporthaceae.
AUGAACUCAACCACAAUACCGUCCGGCCCUAUCUCCGGCCCACUGGGCCUCCAGAUGCACUGGCUGGCACAAUCAGCCUACUCCGUGCUCUCACGGUACCGGCCCGAGCUCGAGACGCUCUUCGUGCUCGUCAUGUACUCGCCCUUCCUCGUCCAGACAUUCUCGUACUCUUCCGCCAAACUCACCCGCGCGAGGGGCUACCCUUACCUCCCCAUGCUCGCGCACAUCUUCGCCGGCCCGCUCUACGUCCUCCGCUACCACGCCCGCUACGCCGCGCUGCGCGUGUGGCCCAAGCCGGACACCACCGACCUCACCCUCUUCGCGCUGUUCAACGUCAGCUCGUUCCUCCUCGAGCUGCGCCGGUCCAGGAGCCCGUACUCGACCGCGGUCAUCCGGUCGGGCUUCCAGGCGGCGGUCCUGAUGCACGCGGUCGUCUUCGCGGCGUCCUGGUUUGGGGGCAGAGAUGCCGGGCUCUUCAGGGCCAGCGUCAAGUUCCUCAACUGGUUCGCCUGGUUCCGGCUGACCGAGAAGGCGUUGCCUGUCAUGGACCCGCGCCUGGGGCAGAUGAAGAACUUUGCUACAAAGUUUGAGCUCACGAUGGUCAUGUCUGCGAGCCUGGCUGUGUGGGAGGCCGGGGUCCCUGCUGGCGUGCCCGUCAUCGUCGGGAUGGUGGCGGCAACCUUGUUGGGAGAGCGUGUGCUUGCUAAGAUGCUUCUGAGCUACCCCGAUGACAGCCCUGUAAAGCAGUUUGUUCUUGCUUCAGGUUAUGUUGACUUCAACUACAUCAAAGAGAAAACGAGCUCACCUGUCGGUUCAGAGGUGGAUCCAGGUGAUGGAACCAAGGUUGAAUUGUAA